GCAGAGCGAGCAGAGCAGAGCAGAACAGAAUAGCAGCAGCAGCGAAGCAAGACAAAGUGAACGAACCUCGAACACACAUUUUUGACGUGUGCGUAAAUGCGAACAGCAACAACAACAACAAAGCAUUUGUGUAGUUAAUUUAUUCAUUGUGUGCCUCGCGCGAAUCUGCAAAGAGAAAGUCUUGAGUCAUACGCAGAAAGAAAGACAUUUAUUAAUUACAAACAAUUGUGCAAUUGGAAACAAAGAAACAAAGUUUUCCUUGACAACAACAACAACAAUAAUGGCCGUGGCCUUCUACAUACCGGACCAGAAGGAAAUGCUGCGCAAGGCGCGCGAGCAGGAGAAGCAGCUGUUGCGUCUACGUCAGUGGCAAAUGGCAACAGUUGUAUUGAACACCAUACGCCAGCUAAUGGACUCCACGGCCAGCCAGUGUCUGCAGCGAGCAGGACGCAAGUGUGGCAAGUGGCGCAAACCAUCGCAGUGAAAACGCAACUUGAGUAAACAACAACAGCAACUAAUACUACUGCUACUAUUUCUACAACAACAACAACUGCCCACAGUCCAUCAAUAAGUACAUAGGCAAAUUCCAUAUACUCUAUUAGUCUUAUCUUAGGGCUAAACACCGACGGCAUCAACAACAACAACAGCAUCUUACACCCAAAAUUCUUCCCGCUUCUAAGUUUACUCAUCAAAGCGAUUGUGAUAAUGGUUUUGUUUCUAUAUAGCAACAACAACAACAACUAUAAAUAUAUAUGUAUGUCAAGCGAAACGAGUUUUCGAUUUAGCAAUAUUUGAUUUAAUUGUAACACAAAAAUAAUGAAAAAUAUAUGUCUUAGUUUGUAAGCGUCCUGCUAGACGAUUUUGUAGAAGCUGUCGAAGCGCAGCUUAAACAAAACUCCUUAAAAGGUUUGCCUAAAAGAAAAUUGUAUCAAUUUUUUGACAAGCCCAAAAAC
Molecule: messenger RNA, 953 nt
Organism: Drosophila hydei
Lineage: Eukaryota; Metazoa; Arthropoda; Insecta; Diptera; Drosophilidae
Product: cell death protein rpr
Exons: 1
Coding region: 281-484 (67 amino acids)
Source: RefSeq, a predicted model, not a curated record